This is a messenger RNA of Cutaneotrichosporon cavernicola, 3450 nucleotides long. RefSeq lists its product as uncharacterized. The transcript is spliced from 4 exons. The coding region runs from base 1 to 3450 and encodes 1149 amino acids. The record is from RefSeq and is a predicted model, not a curated record. Gene Ontology annotation, cellular component: early endosome; plasma membrane; Golgi apparatus. Gene Ontology annotation, molecular function: voltage-gated chloride channel activity. NCBI's taxonomy places the organism in Eukaryota, Fungi, Basidiomycota, Tremellomycetes, Trichosporonales, Trichosporonaceae. Gene Ontology annotation, biological process: transmembrane transport; chloride transport.
AUGGACCGCCGUGGCUCAGCCAGUAAUCCUGGCUCGGGCUUGCGCGGCGCACGGCCACCUUCGAUCGCCUCGACGCGCCGCGGCACCCUCCCAGCCACUACCCACUCGCGCGGCCAGUCGAGCGACGAGCCCAGCCUACCACCCUCACCCAUGACCUACUUCCCCAACCCGUCGACAUUCACCUCGGAGCCGCCCUCGUCGCAGUACGUCCCGGCCAGCAUCCAGACGUCGCCAAGCCUCGCUAGCGUUCGCGAGCUCGGCUCGGUUUCGCAGUCGUCGCUCUCCCUCAGCUCGGACUAUGAUGCGGACCCUGUUGCACGGACCCCGCGUCUCAACCCGACCCCUGGCAUCGGUGAUCUCCAGUCACAGCAGGCCAUGCCUAUCCAGUCGGCGUAUCAGCCGACGCCGACCGGUCACCGCGGCGACUCGGUCCCCGUCCUCGGCGCUAGUCCCCGGCUCAGCAGCUCGCGACGUAGUGCGAGCGUCGCCAGUGUUAGACCCGUCAACACGCCGACGUAUGGCGCGACGAGCCACCUCGGUCCCUCGCUGUCGGGGAGUCUUGGCGGCCUUGGAUUCGGGCCCGACUCCUCGUUGGGUUCAGCACUGGGCCUCGGGACAGCAGAUCAGCGGCGCAUCUCGUCGAUGGCAUCAGGCAGCUCGACGGGCCGGCGCAUCGAGAGCCCGAAGCUGCCUUCCCUCACUCUUCCGAGCACUGGGUACACUACAAGCAGGUCGCAACCCUCCACCGCGCAUGGGACGCCGCGCAUUCGCAAGGAGGAGAACGCAUUCGGGAGUGGAUCGCGCGGCCGCCGCUCAGCGUCGCGCCCGCCUGGCGGUGGCCACCGCCGCGGCAUUAGCGUGUCGUCCAACCUCUCGCCGGUACAGCAAAUCCAGUCCCCGGCGUCCCCGACCGGCUCCGUGUUCCGCAAGCUCAAGACCGUGUCGAGCAACCUUGGCCUCACACUCCAUCGCACGCAUACGGCGUACGACGACGACUCGGACUACGACGACAAUGGCGAAGACGAGGGCAAGAUCGCCAACGGCACCCGCGUGUGGUACUCGUCGUAUGUUACGAUUGACUGGCUGCACGACGCGAUCAAGGAGUCCUCGCGCAUCCGUCGUAUCCGUCAUCUUCGCAACCGCUCGGUGCGCGGUGCCAUCUCGAAUGCUUGGGACCGCUUCCAGGGCUGGCUUAUCGUGACAGUCGUCGGCGUUCUCACGGCACUUGUCGCGUUUCUUAUCAUUCGCGCUGAAAUGGGCUUCUUCGACCUCAAGGAGGGAUACUGCGCACGAUCCUGGGGUUCCGCCAAGCGCCUCUGCUGCGCCCCCCGGCACGGCACACACCCUGGCGUCACAAGUGGCGACGAGGAGGACUGUGGCGACUGGAUCACCUGGGCCCAGGUCUUUGGCGGCAGUGACGAGGCGGAGGCGUCGUUCUGGGCCGAGCCCGAGUUCAUGGCAUACUUCUUUGUCGCCGUCUCCCUUGCUUGCUUGUCGUCUGCUCUCACGUACUACCUCACUUCGUCGGCCAACCACAUUACCUCUAAGGACUCGGCAUUCCUUGGUCCUGUGGCCGAGACUCAAACCGCACAACUCGUGACUCCUAUCAAGGCGCCCAACGAGCGCGAACCCCUCAUUACGCCGGGCUCUGAACCUAGCUCUGGACCCCCACCUCAGCCGGCGCGCCCAGUCAUCUACAUGGCGGCUGGUAGUGGUAUCCCAGAGAUUAAGACGAUCCUUUCCGGCUUCGUGAUCCACGGGUACCUCGGCAUGUCAACACUGGUCGUCAAGAGUAUUGGCUUAGCCAUGUCCGUCGGCUCGGGUCUCUCACUCGGCAAGGAGGGUCCGUUCGUUCACAUUGCAUCUUGCAUCGCCAACAUUGUCUCUCGCGCAUUCGCCAAAUACGACCACAACGAGUUGAAGAGACGUGAGAUCUUAUCAUCUGCAUGUGCCGCCGGCGUUGCCGUGUCCUUCGGCGCGCCAAUCGGUGGCGUCCUGUUCUCGCUCGAAGAAGUGUCGUACUACUUCCCGCCCAAGGUCAUGUGGCGGGCGUUUUGGUGUGCAGCCGUCGCGGCAAUCACACUUCGCGCGCUCAACCCGUACGGCAACGGCUCGAUCGUCCUGUUUGCCGUGACCUACACCAAGGAGUACCACUAUUGGGAGUUUGCCGUGUUUAUUCUCCUCGGCGUCUUUGGUGGCCUGUACGGCGCGCUCUUUUCACGUCUCAACAUCAUCUGGAGCCGCGACGUGCGUAAGGGCACGUGGCUUGGGCGCCACCCCAUCUUUGAGGUCUUCCUCGUGACUGCGCUCACGACGGUCGUCUCGUUCCUGAACCCGCUUGCACGCCUGGGUGGCACGGAGCUGGUCGCCAAGCUCUUCGCCGAAUGCUCGGUCGACUCUGCGUCCUCUCUCUGUGUCGACAACGGGCUCAAGGUCGGCUCCAUCGUCAGCGUGAUCGGUGGCGCGCUCCUGAUCAAGGCCUCCCUGACAAUCAUCACGUUUGGCGUGGUGUUGCCGGCUGGUAUUUUCAUCCCUUCGCUCGUCAUUGGAGCGUGCUUUGGCCGCAUCGUCGGCGUUGUCCUCGAGCUUUUCGAGUACAACCACCCCAACUUCCCAAUCUUCGACGGGUGCCGCGCGGGCGGGGCCCCGUGCAUAGUUCCCGGCAUCUACGCAAUGGUCGGUGCGGCUGCUACGCUCGCUGGCGUGACGCGCACGACCGUGUCCCUUGCCGUUAUCAUGUUUGAGUUGACCGGCACGCUCAACUAUGUCGUACCGGUCAUGCUGGCCGUGCUGGUGGCCAAGACUGUCGCGGAUGGUCUUGAGAAGCGCGGCAUUUACGAGCUUGUCAUUGAGCUCAAGAAGUUGCCUUACCUGAGCAACAAGGAGGAAUACCUCUGGGGCGGACGUUUAGUGUCCGAGGUGAUGGACCGCGACGCACCGACGCUCCGUGCGGACAAGGUUCACACUGUGCGCGAACUCACAGGGCGCCUCCUCGAACUAGUGCGCCUUGGUUACGCAGAUGCUGGUUUCCCUGUAUUGGUCAAGGAGCCGGCAGCCGACCGUGAUGGGCGCACGUUUCCGACAUUGCGCAUCCUCGGCUUCCUGGGUGUCAACGAGCUUGAGCAUGCGCUCACAGAGCUAGCGGACGAGCCAGAUGCCGAAGUCAACCUCAUCCCAGACGACAGCUUGAUGAGAUCGUCUCGCCUGAGCAUUUUCAGUUUCUCGGAAAGCCACGAGGGUAGGCACAACCCGUAUGACCUGAGCCAGUACAUUGACAGGGCACCCAUCACUGUGCAGGCGUACUCGCCACUCGAGCUGGUGCAGCAAAUGUUUGUCAAGCUCGGUGCGCGACAAAUCCUUGUCACCGACUCACGCGGCACGUACCGCGGUGCGCUGUACAAGAAGCAGUGGAUUGCGUUCCUCGAUGACCUCGAGUUACUCGAGCGGUAG